UCAGAAGUGUAAUUCCUCCCAGCUUUGUGGUUUGGGAGUCUCGUGGCAGGGUCCUUCACUUCAGAGGAGAUGAAUCAACAGUGAAUCACUGAAGAGGAGGAGAAAGAGAGGGUGCAUGUGUAUAAAAUCACUCCAGUCACUCACUCACUGAGGCUCAGAGACACUCACCUGGAUGCCACACACUUCUCUCUUGUUUUAAUUCAUUCUACAAAUAUUUUCCUCUCUGUAUUUGUCACUCAUCGCUCCAGGCAAGCGCAGGCUAAUCCAGGUUCGGGAGAAGUUUUGUGAGAGUUUAUUAAAGCACCGGACAGCGUCUUAUUUCAUCCAGAACUCUUCAAAACCUCAGAAAGAAUAAACGGAUCUGAACAGACACCGAGGAUUUGGACCAAUUAACAUGCAUCACUGGAAAGUCGAUCAGGUGGCGGUGCUGCUGUUGUUGCUGGCUGCGGUUGGGUUCGCUCAGGUGCUGGACCGAACGCUCAUCCUGUCCAACGAGAGGAGCUCCAUCGAGAGGACAUACGAGCUGACCAAAUACCUGGACCACCAGCUGAAGGAGAUCAGAGACACUUACCUGUCCUAUCUGGGGCCUCCGUUCAGUGACCCCGGCUUCUCUCCUCCACGACCCAACAGCUCCUCUCUGUCCGUGCCCAGCGCAGCGACACGGGUGGAUCUGUGGCGAGGGCUGGAGAACGGGGCCCGUCUGGCGCAGAACCAGCGUGCGUACAGCGUGCUCUUGUGUGCCGUGAGGGAGCUGGCGCGCUCCACCUUGUGUCCGUAUCUCCAGAGCUCCCUCAUGCACUUCUGCUCCGGCCUCAGCGGGCUGCUGGGCUCCAUAUCCGGUCUGAUGAACGCCCUGGGCUACACCAGCCUCCCGCCCUCCACGCCCGCUCAAGGAUACGCCCCACUUCUGUCCUCACAGUUUCAGAACAGCCCUGCUCCUCUGCGGAGUUACAAGCCUCGGGCCUCGAGAGAGGGAACGACUCGGGCGGAUCUGAAGAGGGGAAAGAGAGGACGGAGAAAAGAAGGACAGAGCUGGGCUGCCAGAGAGGAGAGAGAGAAAGAGGAAGGAAUGGAGAGAUGGGGGAAACGGAGAAGACUGUUGAGCGUGGAUGAAGAGCAAAUCCUAAAACUCAACACGAACUACACAGCUUUAAAAUUCGGAAAGCACCCUGUGCUCUUUUCACCGGUGUCUCUACAGCAUCGUCGAGCUGUUCGGUCCACUCCCGCCGGACUCUCUCCUCUCUCGCUGCUUUAUCAAUACGGAGGGUCGGCCGGGGAGGUUCACACUUUGCUGGCGGCCCCCGUGUUGUCGUCUCGUCCCGCGUCGAACGACUUCUCGCGGAAAGUGGAGGGAUUCUGGGUACUGAGAGAGCUGCAGAGCUGGCUGUGGAGAUCCGCCAAAGACUUCACCAGACUGAAGAAACGACUUCAGCGCGUUUGAGACCCAACAACGGCUUUGUUUCAAAACCUAGCGAGCUGCCUUCGAACAAAAUUUCACAAACCAAAAAAGUUCAUUGCGAUGUACAGUGGUGGCCAAAAUGAUUAGAACACUAGUAUAUUAUAGCAGCUAAAAAAUCUUUUUGCAGGUAUCUCACUGAAUUAUUACAAUUAAUGGCAAAAUGAAGGUUUGGAAAUGUAUACUGGUAUCUCCUACUCACACAAAAAUAGAAAUAACUGACUUAAAA
Cyprinus carpio (common carp) is the source of this 1685-nucleotide messenger RNA. RefSeq lists its product as uncharacterized. Lineage: Eukaryota; Metazoa; Chordata; Actinopteri; Cypriniformes; Cyprinidae. The record is from RefSeq and is a predicted model, not a curated record.